AUGUGGACUAGAAACAAGGGGUUUCCAUUAUUAAUCAAACACCCUUACUUGAAACAACAAUCUUCAUCAUUGUCAUAUCAACCACUUUACUAUUCAUCAUCAUCAACUCUUCAAUCUUGUACAAGAAAUGAAGUACUUUUUAGAAACACACCUCCUACUCAAACAUUGGUCAAUUAUGGAAUAUACCAAGGUUUCAACAACAGACGUCUCUAUAUGACUUAUUCUUCUUCUCCUCCUGCAACACCAAUAUAUCAACCAACAAAGAAUCAAAAGAAAGUAGUUGUUGAAGAUGAGAAAGAGAAAGAGGAAGAGGAGGAAGAAGAAGAAGAAGAUUAUAGAUUAGAUUUUUUUCAAGAAGAUGAAAGAGAUUUGGAUAAUGAAGAGGAUGAUGAUGAUGAUGAUGAUCUAGAUGAUUAUCCUUUAUCAAAAGAUAAGAAAUUAUUCGAGAAUUUGGAUUAUUUCAAUGGAGAAGAAGGAGAUAAAAUAAAUCAAGUAAAAUUGGGUAGUUCAUCAGCAUCAUCAAAAAAAAAAUAUACUUCAGAAGAGAUUGAUCACUUUAUCAGUGACACGUUGAAUCAACUAAACAUGACGUUUGACAAUGAACAGAGUCGUCACAACAUUAAAUUCUCUGGUAUCAUGUCAAAGACUGAUGAUAUGAUUCAUUUGGUACAUCAAAGACGUUCAGUACUACGAAAGAAAAAGAAAGUAUUAUUGGAAGUAAUCAAAUCAAAACAACCUGAAAUAUCAAAUUGGAGUAAUGUAAAUGAACAAGCACGAUAUUUAAGAUUCUUAACAUUAUAUAAUAGAGUACUUGGAAAAGAUAUUGGAUCAGAUAAUAAAACAGAUUUGACAAGGUUGGGUGGCAUUGGGUUAUUGGAUUAUUAUGAGACUGUUCCGUUGGCUUAUUUGGCACAUGAUCAAAUGGAAGAUCCAAUGGCAUCGAUUUGGGACUACCAACAUAAAGACAAGGAAGCGAGUUGGAGGAUUUGGAAAACAGCCACUCAUCGAGCUGUCGCUGUCAAGGAGAUGUUGAUUCACAAGUAUAAUCGGUUGGUUGAAGAGUCAAGAGAUGACACACUGUCAAAUCACUCUAGAACGAUUGGUGUGAGUGAUCGUAUCGUUUCUCGGUCGCUGUCGUCUUCCUCUGGAAAACUGGCAUUAAAUGCAGUGUUGGAUGAUGCAAUGACCGAGGAACUAUGGUACCAUAUUACCAAAAGAGAGAUUGUCGAUGGAUUACCAAUGCUAAAAGAGACAGCAGACUAUGUCAACGAGAAUCUGUUAAGGGUGUUACGAGAGACACACCCAACGAUCCAAUGGAACCCUCAAAAGUUCCAUCCAUCGAUUCGAUUUUACCCCGGGUUUAUCGUACACGCUAUCGAGUGGGCAUUAGCUACAUGCGAGGUUAAAGGCGAUGAAUGGUACACUGUCAAAUGGACCGAUGCGCGACUCGACACGCUAAGAUACUAUUUCAGGUCGCGUGGUGAACUCAUCGAGGCUGUUUGUAAAUACUACAAGACACAUCACUAUGUCACUUUGGUGCCAUGGCUGUUCAAGUUUGAAAACAGGUGGCGUGUACACUACACCAAGCCAUACUUGGCCUAUUUAGCAGACAGUCUUCAUCUCAAGACCAAAGAAGAUUGGUACGCAACCGUCGCUCCACGUCAUUUCAAUAGACUCUUUUGCAAGUCUGAUCCAUCCCGUAUUCCCCAAUACAUCAUUGACAAUCUACCAAAUGUACCAUCAAAAGAACAAGAGGGUGGUGAUACGACGACGACUACGAUCGCAUGGGAUAUAUCAAAAUUCUCAAAUCAAUUUUCAAAUCAAGAACAAGUUAAUCAAGAUAGAGAACAUGAUAAACGUGUAUUGGAAGAGUUUUUACAAAGUGAAGAUGGUAAAAAGACGAUACAAAAACCUACCGAUUGGUAUAAUUUCUGUAUCUCUUCCAAUCCACAUGCAGAAAAACUUAGAAAACAAUUUAAAACCAUCUAUCAUACCACGGUGGUUAUGAUCAAGGGUAUAUACCCCGAUUUAUUGGGAUUGGAAAGAUCAAAGUUUUUGAGCGAGUAUAAACUUUACGAACAAGAACAACGAUUGUUGGAACUCCAACAAAACAAAACAGCUGUAAAAAAGAGUAAAAAAACAAUUAAAAAGGAACAAAAGGAACAAGAAGAAGAAGAGGAUUGGUCUUUGGAGAGAGCAAAGAAAUAUUUCCAAUACAUCGGAGACAGACUUGGAUUCAAGUCAUUGGAUGAUUUCUAUAAUCUACCAGCUGCCAAAGACAUUGGUUAUACCUUCCCACUCCCAGUGGCUGUCAUGCUCAGUGCAGUCUAUCCUGAAAAGGAUUGGGAUUAUCUUCGACUUGGUCUAAAAUCAACCGAUCUUUUAUAUUAUAGUCAAAAAAUGUGUGAUACAUUAUGUUUAUCAUUGGGUGAUAAAUAUUUAAAUUCAAAUUAUCAAGAAAUAAUACAAGUAGAAAAUAAUCAAAUAGUGGAAAAUAAUCAACAUCAACAACAACAACAACAAACAAGUAAACUUUUCAUAUUUUAUUCAAUGUUUGAACAUUUGGAUCUUAGACCUGGAUUGAUAAACAGAUUCAUUAGACAAGAGGAUAGAAAGGCAUUUGAAUCAAUCUUUUUGAUUCUCGAUCAAAGUAUGUCUAAUCGUUAUGGAGUAUUAAGAUAUAUAAAGUUAAGAUUUGGCAAAGACAACGAUAAUGACAGUGGUACUACAGCAGAAAUGUUACUUUAUAGACAAUUAUUUAAUAGUCAACUAUCAAUUCAUCAACACAUAUCAUCACCGAGUGAUUUGACAUUACCACUUUAUUAUUCUUUGGUUGUUAACAAAAAGAAUCAACCCGUAUCAUUGGUUAUAACAGAUGAGAAGGAUUAUAAACCUCCAAAGUCUUUAUUGGGCAAGGGUACCAAUCAAGUCAUCUAUUUAUUCGAAUUGAAAAAAGAACAUAAUUUUAUCGAUCGUUCUACUACCCAACCCAAACAUCUCACAGAAUUACUUUAUUUUAUUAAACAACAAUCAACUAAUUUACAACAACAACUACAACAACACCAAUCCGACAAUAAUAAUAAUGAUAAUAAUAAUAUCGCAAUAGAAUCAGUUUUCAAUUUAGAUUUAAUCAAGGAAUUAUCAAACAUUUAA
Cavenderia fasciculata is the source of this 3153-nucleotide messenger RNA. RefSeq lists its product as uncharacterized. The coding region runs from base 1 to 3153 and encodes 1050 amino acids. The record is from RefSeq and is a predicted model, not a curated record. The transcript has 2 exons. NCBI's taxonomy places the organism in Eukaryota, Evosea, Eumycetozoa, Acytosteliales, Cavenderiaceae.